AUGGACGGCCCAUCCUCGUCCACAGCAGCCGGCGGCCUACCCGAGGAGAUCUACCGUCAGAUCCGGGCCGUUGACCAGGCCUCGUCCACACUCACCAGGGGCGCCCUACUCGGAUUGUCGGCCCGAAUACUGGAUCGAUCCGAAUUCCGAGCCCCACAAACCGGCGAGGUGUUCGUCGUCCAGCUCGUCGAGGUCAUCAAGAAGCCCGGCCAGUCGCUGGGGCUGUUUUUGAGAGAGGGCAAUGGGAUCGACCGGAGCUCGGGCGUCUUCGUCAGCCGGCUGGCGGACAACUCGGAGUUGGCAAAAGCCGAAGACCUCGUACGUUCCGGCGAUGAGGUGCUGAGCAUCAACAAUGUCGAGGUGUCGACCAUGUUGAUAGAUGACGUUGUUUUGAUACUCAGCAUCCCGAGGAGACUGCUGUUGAGGAUAAAGUUCAACAAAAAUCGUAGAGAACGAGGCGCUUCCUCUAGGCAACCGGCCGAUCGGCCUGUUGUGGAAAUGCAGCGCAGCGGCAUCGGGACCUACGGCGGGAUGAACGCCAAUAAUGAUCCGCAUUCCCCUUAUGGAGCAAGAUAUCCACCAGGCUCCCACUCCCAACAAAUGACGCCCCGCCAGAAUAUGCCAGUCAAUGGCGACUUGCCUGGACGUUCCUCGCAAAGACCCCCUGGAUACGGUAUCGAGAACGGCGCGCGUGAUUCCUUCGAAAAUCUGCUCAACCUCGAUGAGGAGAACAGACAGCUUCGGAACGCAGCCGAUGAAUACUCCCGUGAGCCGUUAAUGCGUGCUGGCGGGAUGUCACCGACGAUGAGCCGAUUGGCCAGGCAGCCCCUUGCUACUAGCACCUACGACACGAGGAGCAACAGCUUGCCGAGGAGGAGAGCGGUCUCGGGCCCGCGGAACGUCAAAUGGCGACCCGACGUUGUGGCCGACCUCGGCGAGGAGUCCGACGGCGCGACGUCUGCUCCGGAAUUUGGCGGCUACUCGACGAGAUACUCGAAUCCUCUGCGACUGGCGAAUGGAGGCGUCGGGCGGACUGUAAAUGACCUAUUCUCCGGUGGUGAACAUCGACAUUGGGCCGAUUUGAGACAGUCGCAACUCCAAAACGCGUACCCGAACCCGCAGAUCUUCCCCGGGCAGAACUACCAGAACAUACAGCUGACGACGCCUGGAUGGUCCCAACCGGCCGACCUUCGUGGCGGCACCCGCUCUUGCUCCCUUCCUAGCAGGAGCCUGGUCGCCAGUUCGUUGGUCGGAAGCCCGCAACCGAUGCGACGAGAACCGAAUCCAUUGGAUAGGUUGAUCCUAGAAGGGCGAGGCCUGAAAAUCCCGGACAAGCAGCGAGCCGUCACCGAGGAGAUGUACUGCGUCUUGGAGGUGGACGAGUGCCAUCGGGCGCGAACCGGCGUCUCGACCAGCGAGCAGCGCUACAGAUGGAAGGAGACGUUCCACAUUGACGUCUUCAACGCCACGACCACCCACUUUUUCAUCUACAGCUGGCACCCGCAGUUUAGGCAUAAACUCUGCCAUAAAGGGUCAUUGAAACUGCUCGAAGCAUUCGUCGUGGAUCAGCUCAACGGAGAUCGGAUUUUCGCGUUGUCGCUGGAGCCGAGGGGGCAGUUGAUUGUUCGAAUCGUGUGCGGAUCCUUGGAAAAGAAGCGGAUGCUGCGAGACGAGCUCGAGUGUUCGCCACUUGGCACGGACUUGAGCAUCGACGCUGUGCCGGACACGAACGUGCUGGCAUGUCUCAUAAAGGAUUUCCUCCGUGAGAUGCCGGAACCACUGGUUCCGCUCCAGAUCCACUCCAUGCUUCUCGAUGCCGCGGCAGUGAUGAGACCAAACGACGUGCAGGAUACCCGGAAUUUGGUGUUGUCUGUAGUCGACUGCCUGCCCUCGGCGAAUAAGCCCUCCUACAACGCGGGCGGCGUCAUCAAGGAGCAAGUGCGGCCCCUCGACGUCGCCCAGGCGUGCAGCACCCUGCAGCUGCUCUUCGACAUGUGGCCAAGCAGAGUCAGCCCGAACCAUAAACUU
Mesorhabditis spiculigera is the source of this 2028-nucleotide messenger RNA. The record is from the annotation of a GenBank genome assembly. Lineage: Eukaryota; Metazoa; Nematoda; Chromadorea; Rhabditida; Rhabditidae.